Contarinia nasturtii (swede midge) is the source of this 1237-nucleotide messenger RNA. RefSeq names its product pyrimidine-specific ribonucleoside hydrolase RihA-like. The coding region runs from base 202 to 1155 and encodes 317 amino acids. The record is from RefSeq and is a predicted model, not a curated record. Gene Ontology annotation, molecular function: hydrolase activity, hydrolyzing N-glycosyl compounds. Lineage: Eukaryota; Metazoa; Arthropoda; Insecta; Diptera; Cecidomyiidae. The transcript has 6 exons.
UUUCUUUCGGCUUUGAAGUAGAAGAAAUUAUUGUUUUUCCAAAAUCUAAACGACUCUGGUCUAUUUUAAAAUAGUCAAAAAUUUACAAACAACAUCUGAACAUUGAACGAAGAACGUUUCCAUCACAAUAAAAAUAAAAAAAAUCGUUACUCACGAUAUAGAAAUCGCACGUUACUGAAAAGGUGUAAAUAAAUUGAAGUUAUGGAAAAACUCGUAAUAUUUGAUACAGAUAUGGGCACCGAUGAUGCUUGGGCCCUACAAAUGAUGCUAAAAGCCGAAACACAUUUAAAAAACGUAAAAAUACUUGCGAUUACAGUUUCACAUGGAAACACAACAGUUGAAAAUGUAAUAAAAAACACGUACCGAAUUUUGGAUGGUCUAGAUCGAACCGAUAUUCCAAUUUACAAAGGAGCGACAGAAGCACUAAUUCCGGUUGAACUAAAUAUAGUAAAGUUCAACGGUAAUAAUGGUUUUUCUGACGUUGAUUUUUGGGAUACAAAUGUUUAUCCCAGUGACGUUAAUACGUUGGUUCAACCGAAACAUGCUGUUGAAAUCAUCAGAGAUCUGAUAUUAGAGCAUCCACACAAAAUAUCACUUAUUUGCCUCGCGCCAUUAACCAAUAUAGCAUUGGCCAUCAAAACUUAUCCAGAGAUCAGGGACAAAAUUUUUGAGAUUUAUAUAAUGGGUGGCAAUAUUAAAGGAAUAGGAAACACAACAUCAUCCGCUGAAUUCAAUUUUUACGUGGAUCCAGAAGCGGUACACAUUGUUUUUGCUACACUUAAGUGUCCGAUGACUGUUCUUCCUUGGGAAUGUUGCCUUGAAGAUAGUCUCUUUAUAUCGAAGGAAUGGAGAUUCAAAAAUUUGGAAAACGUCAACUGCAAAAAUAUAGAACUAAUGAAUAAAUUUGAUCAAAUUGCAUACAAAGACGGUGACUGUUUUAUGCCAUGCGAUGCAUAUUUGACGGCAGUCUUUCUAUUUCCGGAAAAAUGCAUACGAAGCAAAAAACAGUUCCACGCAACGAUUGAACUACAAGGACUUCAUACUCGUGGACAAAUGAUAUUAGAUCAUAGACAAAUUAAUGAAUACAACGUCACCGUCAUUGAAACUGUGCACGAAGAUGAAAUAAAAAAUUCUCUUCUGUUUACCGUCAAAUAGCUUAUAAGAGACAGUGACGUCAUCUUACUUUUUGACAAAUUGUAAACUAACGAAUAAAAUCUAUUUUAUGAUAAUUUUUUUA